AUGGCUCAGCAGAUGAAGUGUGAAGCAGCAGUGAGAGGAACCACUGAAGGGGAUGCUAAAGGAGAUAAAGCCAAGGUGAAGGACGAGCCACAGAUAAGAUCUGCAAGGUUAUCUGCUAAACCUGCUCCUCUAAAGCCAGAGCCCAAGCCUAAAAAGACCCCUGCAAAGAAGGGUGAGAAGGUACCCACAGGGAAGAAAGAGAAAACUAAUGCCAGUAAGGAUGCAAAUAAUCCUGCAGAAAAUGGAGAUGCUGAAACAGACAAGGCACAGGAAGCUGAAGGUGCUGGAGAUGCCAAGUGA
Meriones unguiculatus (Mongolian gerbil) is the source of this 300-nucleotide messenger RNA. Its product is annotated as non-histone chromosomal protein HMG-17-like. Gene Ontology annotation, molecular function: nucleosomal DNA binding. Gene Ontology annotation, biological process: chromatin organization. The coding region runs from base 1 to 300 and encodes 99 amino acids. Gene Ontology annotation, cellular component: nucleus; chromatin. The record is from RefSeq and is a predicted model, not a curated record. The transcript is spliced from 2 exons. NCBI's taxonomy places the organism in Eukaryota, Metazoa, Chordata, Mammalia, Rodentia, Muridae.